AUGGCAAGGUCAGGCAAAGAAGAUGUCGAGGCCCCACCAAUUGCCAUGUUCCGCAACAACCUGACCGCUUUGUCUCAGUACCGGAACCUUCUAUUUGUUGCCUACAUCGACAAAGUCUACGUCUAUAAGCCCAGCUUCCCCGAACAAACCAUUACCCCUAAGCCAGAAUUGGUCAUCGACCUUCCCAGAAGUCGGCCAGGUCUCAGAGGGUAUUUGGACCCAAGUAGACCACAUGCUGUUAACCACCUGAUCGUUGGUGAGAUAGGUGAUGAGGAAGUGGUUGUGGUCGCCUGCGACGACGGCGAUGUUAUCUCUUACAAUUUGCGCUCUAUAUCUCUUGCAAUCGACGAAGGGGCCGAAACUCUCAUUGGACCCGAUCCCUAUGAGAUUCAAAAACUCAAACGCUACAGAGAAAGCGGCUGGGCAAAUCUCAUUCUUCCUGUCGCUGAUCCCCACAGGACUCCAGGCUUUCGCGUUCUGGCCGCAUGGUUCCAUGAGAAUGUUGGUGCCAGUGCUUGGGGCCUUGCAACGCACAAAGGCACUAGGCUCCUGGCAGUGAGUUCAAAUACGAGGGAGAUUAUCGUCUUUGCGCCUUCUCUCAGCCCGGACAGGAGUCAGGCUUCUUGUUUGACGCGUCCACCUCCAAAAACGAUGGAAAGGUACACGGCUUGUGAGACAAGAAACUCAAUCGCCUCGAGAGAUCGGUCUCUAGGUAGAAAGGUCACUCUUCGAGGCCAUGUGACAAACAUACCUAAUAUCGCAUUCUGUGAUAAUAGUCUAGACCCUGAGGGGAGCUACUUGGCGAGCACAGACAUCGACGGAUGUACAAUCGUAUGGGAUAUCUGGGGUGGUAUCCGGAUCCUUGAGACUCUUGGAAGUGCUGGUCCUCGUAAGCCAAACAAAAUUCUCGCUAGUCGCACUUUUACUCAUUUCAGAGAAUCAGAUGCUCGAGGUUGGACUGUUGCUUGCUUGGAUCCUCGAACUUCGAGACUUAGGUACGUUGUUCGGGAGUUGUGA
Messenger RNA from Letharia lupina, 1017 nucleotides. RefSeq lists its product as uncharacterized. Gene Ontology annotation, molecular function: protein binding. The transcript is spliced from 3 exons. The record is from RefSeq and is a predicted model, not a curated record. Bases 1 to 1017 code for a protein of 338 amino acids. NCBI's taxonomy places the organism in Eukaryota, Fungi, Ascomycota, Lecanoromycetes, Lecanorales, Parmeliaceae.